AUUUGUUGGUUUAGAAGACUUACUUUUUAGCCAAUACACCUAAUUGCAUACUAUUUAAGUGGUAAAAUAUUUCAAAAUUAAUUGCGGAUACCAGAUUGUUUACCAUCGAGAGCCUUCUAACACUGUCUGCAGGCCUAUGUUGUGAUGACCUAAUUAAAAUCGAUAGACCAAUCAAAAUUCGUAUUCUUGAUUUUGGAUGUGUAUUCAAAAUUAGGACUAAACAUGCUUAAAUGACUCUUUCAAAAUUAGUACAACGAUUCUGAAAAAAGUUGAAUUAAUUACUGAGUAUUGAAUGAGAAACAUAUUAUAAAGUGGUGACGGGACAGUUCUACAAAAUACACAAUUCGCAGGUAAAAUCCAGGAGAGGACAAAAUCAGGAGGAAGAAACCGUUGAAGAAAUGGGGGAAGAAGAAGAAGAUACUCAGAAACUAGACGAAAAAUUGAAACAGUUUGAAGACGAUGAUUCAACCACAUACGGUUCUUCAGAAACUACAACAAUUGAUGAUGAUAUCCAAAAGGCAACCCGAAAACGAAACAUAGUUUUUGAUGAAGAAAGAUUCGAAGAAACUUUCUUAAAAUGCAUGAUUUGUCGUGAAGUAUACGAUGAAGAUGAAAAGGCGCCAAAAAUGUUGCCUUGUCAUCAUACAUUUUGCCUAGAUUGUCUGAAUCAGAUGUUUCGAGUCGAAGGCGAGUAUCGACAGUCUUUAACAUCUGCUUUUCGAAGUAUGCCGAUGGCAGUCAAAAUUUGUUGCCCAACUUGCCGUGAUGGACUUAUAUGUUCUGAUCAAGACAUUAAACGCCUUCCAAAUGACACAACAAUACUCGAGCUUCUAAAUUACAUAAAACUAACCGGAAAGUCGGAUGUUCAGUAUUGUUCAAAACACAAGAUGCAACCUCUAAAUUUUUUCUGCGAGCCUUGUAUCACACCUGUUUGUUGUGAUUGCACGGUGCUUGAUCACAAAGAAAAGGAUGGUCACAUCGUAAUGAACGUAGAAGAAGCUUUGAAAAAAUACACACCAGUUUUGGAUGAAACUAUAACAGAAAUGGAUAAAUCUAUCAAAACCGUUGAAGAAAAGAAACAAGCGCUUGAAAAGGCGGCAGAAAAUAUUGAACAAAUUCAAAAAGAGCUUGCAGUCCAGGUCAGACAAACUUUUGAUCGAAUCAGAGAUGCCAUUGAUGAACGUGAACGUGAACUAUUUAAUAUGUCAGAGCAUGAAAUAGACAAGAAACGGAACGAAAUUGGAGAUCAAUUGGCUAUUGUUCACGAUCGAGAAGCUCUGUUGACAAAGGACAGGAACAAUCUUAAAGGCGCCAAAGACAAUAAAGAUAUAAGUGCCAUGUUUACUCACCAUCAGUCUGCCAGAGAGGCAUUAGGUAGGAAGGUAGAAAUCCCCGAACCUUCUCGUGCUACAAAAGACUUUGCUGUGAGUUUUCAGUUCAACAGUAGAGCAGAAAACAAUGUACGGUCAAAUAUAAGUGUAUUUGGAGAUGUCAGUUUCAAAUAAUCCUUGACAAUAUCAAUUUUAACUGUAUAAUCAUCGCAAAAUGCUUUCAAUUUUGCUUUUAGUAAUUAAGGUUUUAAUGUUACAACACGACAAACAUAUUGUCCUCUAGGUGCUGUUGAUAGCAUGCAUGUUCUUGCUUGAAAAAAAUUGAGACAGGAGAGGCUUUGGGGCAACACAACGAUAUAAAAACGGCUUUAAUAACAACGUGUUAACCUCUUUAAUACACUCUUCAAUUUUAGAGAUAGUAAUAGUACAAAAACAUGUGUGAACAAUUUCUUAUGUAUAGUUGUAUUCGACUGAUUUUUAUGAAUCAAUUUGAAAUAUGUUUACUCUCGAGGAGUGUUGUACUUAAAUUUAACGGCCCACGUACACUUUUAAAUCUCCAUGCUAUUGGAUUGUUAUUCAUAGUUAUCUCAUGUAUGUCAAGGAAAACUAUUAGAUACGCUUCAUACCUUUAAAAUAUUAUUUAUUCAUUCAUAUUUACGCAUGAUCUCUUGCCGAUAUUUAUUUAUAUAUUAAAAAAUCCAUGAAUUUUUCAUUAUAUAUAUGGUGCGGAUAUGAAAACUUCUGUGAAGUAAAAUUUUCAUACAACUUUUAUAGUUUAUUAAUUUCCAGUUGUGCCAUUGUAACUUUAUUUUAUACUUGAGCUAUAAAUCAUUGAUCAUUUGUAAUAACAUUAUCCUGACCUAUAUAUUGAAUCAUGAGGUUCCUAACACAAAUUUAAGCAGUCUUACUUCACUCUAGUCCCUUUUCAAAUUCAUUUGGUAAUUUUAUGAUCUGAAUAUAUCUACUACAAUGGAUCGCUUGUUCUAAAGUCUUGCCUGGUAGAAAAGGAUGGCGUCAGAUUUUUCUAGCCGUACCGUUCUUUUUUGGUAGUCUAAAAAAAGAUGACCAUAAAUUAUGUCGUCAUAUAAAAUACACAUUUUUCAGAUUUACGGAGAAAACCGUCAUAUCGGCUAAAAACAUAUAAUUUUUUUAUAAAAAAAAACUUUGAAUUUCUAUUAUUGUAGUAAAUGAGCGACGACAUUUCCUCUAACAGUCAGCCUUAUCAGUAUCUUGGUUUUUUUCAGCUUUAUGCUUCCACCUAAUACUCGCUUUGGUAUAUCAGAUUUAUACCAAUUAUGAGUCUUGUUCACUAAUGCUGGUCUAAGCUUAAACUGCUUAUAUUCAAAUUAUGAAAUGUACAUGAACUGUUGAUACACUUGUAAAUUGUGUUUGUAUAAAUCAGUCAUUGUU
Molecule: messenger RNA, 2741 nt
Organism: Mytilus californianus (California mussel)
Lineage: Eukaryota; Metazoa; Mollusca; Bivalvia; Mytilida; Mytilidae
Product: tripartite motif-containing protein 59-like
Exons: 3
Coding region: 399-1505 (368 amino acids)
Molecular function (GO): zinc ion binding
Source: RefSeq, a predicted model, not a curated record